Molecule: messenger RNA, 2608 nt
Organism: Siniperca chuatsi (mandarin fish)
Lineage: Eukaryota; Metazoa; Chordata; Actinopteri; Centrarchiformes; Sinipercidae
Product: sodium- and chloride-dependent GABA transporter ine
Exons: 14
Coding region: 16-1863 (615 amino acids)
Biological process (GO): sodium ion transmembrane transport
Cellular component (GO): membrane
Source: RefSeq, a predicted model, not a curated record
UACAGACCUUCCAAAAUGUCUGCUGCUGCUGGAGACAUCAGUUUGAGAGUCACUUACAGUCCAGCCAACCUUUCCAUGGAGUCUGAGCCCAGACGAGCGACAGUGGUGACACAGGGAGCAAACAUGGAGCAGCAGUUCAACAGACCAACAUGGAGCAGGCAGAUAGAGUUCACCCUGGCUGGCAUCGGCUGUGCUGUGGGUCUGGGCAACGUUUGGAGGUUCCCUUAUCUCUGCUUCAGGAGUGGAGGAGGUGCCUUUCUGGUGCCAUACCUGUUUAUGCUAGUGGUGUUGGGGAUCCCUCUGCUCUACAUGGAACUGACUGUGGGCCAGUAUACGAGGAGAGGGCCUGUCCAUGCUCUGGCUAAUGUCUGUCCACUGUUAAAAGGAGUGGGUAUGGCAUCAGUGGCUAUCUCUUUCAUCAUGUGCACCUACUACAAUGUCGUCAUCACAUGGGCCCUUUAUUAUCUCUUCAGCUCCUUCCAGGCACCGCUACCCUGGCAAAACUGCAACAACACCUGGAACACACCAAACUGUACCAACCAUGCCACCAACAGCAGCUACUCCUCCACAGCUAGCCAUGAGUUCUUCAAAUAUAAGAUGCUUGAGCAGACAAGUGGAGUAGAGGAAGCAGGAGUGAUCCGAUGGGAGCUUUUCCUUAUUCUUCUUCUGGCUUGGAUCCUCAUUUACCUUUGCAUCUUUAAGGGGGUGAAAUCAACAGGCAAGGUGGUGUACUUCACGGCUUUGUUCCCGUACGUUAUCCUGAUUUCCCUGCUGAUCAAUAAUACGCAGCUCCCUGGAGCAUUAGAUGGAAUAACCUUCUUCAUCGUGCCGGAAUGGGACAAGCUUCUCUCAGUGGAGGUGUGGGUGAAUGCUGCAGCUCAGAUCUUUAACUCCAUUGGGAUUGGUUUCGGCUCCCUCUUGGCCAUGUCCAGCUACAACUCCUUCAACAACAAUGUUCUGAAGGACACCCUGACUAUAUCUAUCAUCAACUCCCUUACCAGUAUCCUGGCAGGUUUUGUUAUUUUCUCUGCCUUUGGAUACAUGUCUCAUCUGCAGGGCAUUCCUGUCAGCGAUCUGGCGGUGGAUGGUCCAGGAUUGGUUUAUAUUGUUUACCCACAAGCCUUUGCCAACAUGCCAGCGGCUCAGUUCUGGGCUGUGAUGUUCUUCUUCAUGCUGCUUUGCCUUGGACUCGACAGUGAGUUUGCAAUGGUUGAAGUGCUGGUGACCAGUCUCAUGGAUGAAUUCUGUCAACAGCUGAUAAAAUUUUUCAAGUGGAAGGAGCUGUUUGUUCUUGCUGUUUGUGGCGCAGCUUGUCUUCUAGGAAUUCCUUGUGUCACGCAGGUGGGAAUCUAUGUUUUCCAGUUGAUGGACCAUUACACUGCCAUAGUGUCCAUCAUGUUUCUUGCAUUCUUUGAGGUUGUAGCUGUCUGUUGGUGCUAUGGAGUGACUCGACUUUCAGACAACCUAGAAGAGAUGACUGGAAAAAGAGCAAACAUCUUCUUCAGACUGUGUUGGCUAAUAGUUGCUCCUGUGCUGAUCACUGUUAUCCUGAUUUUCUCCAUCAUCCAGUUCAAGCCAGCCCGCUAUGAAGACUAUGUCUUCCCUCCCUGGGCUCAGGGGGUUGGCUGGGUCAUUGCCAUGGCCUCCAUCAUCUGGAUUCCUUUGGGUGCCGUCCACACAUUGUGGGUGCUCCCUGGCUCAUUCAUGCAGAAACUGAAGCUGUCCAUCACACCAUACAACCUGAAUGAAAUGUCAAAAAUGCCGUAUUAUGAGAGGGGAGGAAGAGACAGAUAUCCAGCCAUAGUUGUCAUCAGCUCCAACAUCCAUCUACCUGAAAAACCUCCUACUCAGACCAACUUCUAAUACCUCAGAUAAUCCUGAUAAUCAUGAUGUUCACCUAGCCACCAAGAGUGGCAGAGUUUUAAUAAGCUCAAGUUAAUCACAAGUUAUUGUUUGCCAUUAGUUUGAAAUCUUAAACAAAUGUCUGGUAAGAAAGUCACACAGAAGUAUACUAGAAGAAUUAUUUACAUUGUGAAUUGUAAAAAUGUGUUGCUGCAUAUCUGCCAUGCAGAUAUAUUAAAUUGGCCAUUUUUGUGAGCCUGUUAUAAUUUGAGAUUUUGUUGAACUUCUGUUAACAGUUUUGCUCAUUUUUAAUGUGAUAAGAUGUUGUGGAAAGACAGUGUUUAGAACAUGUUAUUGCUGUGUACAUUUUUAAUAUCUGGCCAACACUUCCCCUGUUGUGACAGAGCUCCAAAGGACAACGGAGCGGUGCUCAGGACUUCACACACAUUUCCCUGCUCUUAUUUGUGGUUUUUACUUAGCUAAGGGUGCCAUCUCUUGGCCAUGUCCGUUGAUGCAAUUAUGAGUGUUGAAGUAACGCCACUAUUUAACAUUCACAGUUCAUACAGCUGAACUUUUGUAUUGAACCAUUUCCCUUAAAAACAUAAACCAUUGUGGACCAAUUCAUUGUGGCUGACUUAUUUAUUAGGUCAAAUGCAACAGGGCACUGUUGAUAAAAAUGAUAUACACUGGUGGUUGACAGGAGUACAUGGGUCAUGCAACUCUAUGUCAUGUCAUGUAAGGUGUAAUAAAAACCUGUCACAAAGUC